Messenger RNA from Giardia duodenalis, 993 nucleotides. RefSeq lists its product as uncharacterized. The transcript has a single exon. Bases 1 to 993 code for a protein of 330 amino acids. The record is from RefSeq and is a predicted model, not a curated record. Lineage: Eukaryota; Fornicata; Diplomonadida; Hexamitidae.
AUGGUCGAUAUUGAAACGGCCAUUAAAUCAAGAUACAGGCUGCGUCUAGAACGCAUUUUGGCCAAGUGCAAAAAGAUCUGUAUAAAUCCUGACGAUUAUGAAUUCCAGAUCGCCAUUGUGAACGGCCAGGCCAUCUAUACCCUAAUUGAGCGACGGAAACAAAUUGUCAAGACAACGGUCCGUGAUCAAGUAUUUAAGACCCCAGAAAGAAAGCAGUAUGCCAAAAAGCCAACUACAAGGUUAAAGCAUCCACUAUUGCAAACAUCACCUGUUGAGGUCAACCCGCCUGAUUACGCUUUGUCAGUUAACGCUCUGGACCCACGCGAUUUGCAAUGUGACUUGCCACGUGAACCUAGUGCAUCUGGAUCUCGGAGGCGCUCCAGCACCGUUACUUACCGAAUGCAUCUGGCCGAAGCAUCCGAGAGCGAGUUGAUGUAUGAGGCAGCUCCUUGCCCUAGAUGCAAUAGUCCAGCAUUCAGGCUUUCGCCUGCAGAUUCACCACUUGGUGCGCCUACUAGUAACGAGGGCGACGACAUAGUUCGGCAUCUCGAUGCUCUCGACGUCACCCUUCCUUCAUUAUGGUUUACAACAGUACACAGUUCUAAAUUGCCCCGUACCAGCUUUUCACUCUCUGCAGCUGAAUGUGAAGAUAUCAAUGAAGAAGUAGAAGGCCUGCUAAGCGACCAGUGUAGUGCCUCACAGUCCCCUACUAUGUUUUCCCAACCCAGAAAGCCCAGUAAUCUGAAUAACCCUAUCAAACGGCCAGCAGAUCCAUCUGCAAUCACAAUUUACAAGGAUCGUCAGCAUCAGUUCCACGUCUACGGUAAUGACAGGUCCUCCUCGUGCCAUCCACGAAGAGUUACGGCCUCUUUGAGUAAGGUCUUCCCGCAAGCCAUCUUCCCACCGCCGGGUCCUUACAGUCCGCCAGUGCAAACAUCACUGAAAAAGAAAGUUGAAGGAUCUGGGCUGAGAGUGCUACCUAUGCGUUCCUGA